AUGUCCUCAUGGUUGGAAAAGUCUGUAUGGGGUGACUCUUUUCAGAGCUCUUUCAAGAACGGCGAGAAAAAUUGCGCGUUGCAUGCGUUUCAUCCUGGCUCACGCCUGCAUUACUUUGAAUUGCUUCGUCGUCAUCGGUAUGAGGACUUUGAGUGGGAGAGUCGAUGCCCCGAGUCCCACUUGGACUUUGCUUGGCUCAAUAACGGCUUUCUUUCACAUGAAUUGAACCCAGAAGAGGAAGCCGACCCUACCUGGUAUCUGGACCAAGAUAAUGCCAUUCUUACGAAGUUUAUGAACAGGAAUAAUGUCUAA
Penicillium waksmanii is the source of this 312-nucleotide messenger RNA. RefSeq lists its product as uncharacterized. The record is from RefSeq and is a predicted model, not a curated record. The transcript is spliced from 2 exons. Lineage: Eukaryota; Fungi; Ascomycota; Eurotiomycetes; Eurotiales; Aspergillaceae. The coding region runs from base 1 to 312 and encodes 103 amino acids.